UAGAUUGUAUUGCUGCAAACAACGUGCUACUUUUGAUUUUAAGCAUUUUAAAAAUCAGACAAAAUGAGCGGCAAUUCGAAAAAGGAGCUAAUCCUUUGUGACUAUUGUCAGAUCGGGAAGGAUGCAAAUCAGAUUUACACGGCCAGAAAACAAUUCGCUGGCUGCAAAAUCGUUGACAUUCUACAAAGUGUCACCAAGUUGACCAUACCAGUCUCAACACCAGUUAAGUUAUGCAGUCUAUGUGCUUCCACUUUGCAUGCCACAACCGGCGCUAUCGCAAGAACAGUUGAAAUGGUUUCCAAAUUGUUGCCAGCUGCAAAGAAGCAGAAACAACAGCAAAUUGAAACUGUUCUAGUUCCUGAUGAUGAGGGCGAUGCAGAGCCGAAAAGACGUUUGUCAAUCGUUGACAGUCCUAAAGUUUCAACUAAACAGCCAGUAUCGGCGACACCUAGCAAAACCGAUAAGAAAAUCAUCAAAGACAUUAAUGGCACACCCACAGGCGUACAGCAGAGUCCAAAGACUCUGCCAGCUAAGGCAAAGUUGCCACAGACAAGCACGCCAAUAACAACAGUGCCAUCUACUCCAAAGAAACAACAAGACGACCUCGAGAAGAGUCUGCAGAAUUCAAUUAGGCUAACAACGGCCAAGGAUGUGCCCAAAAAGAACAAGGAAUUCAAUCAGCUGUUCGGUAAAAUCGACGAUACUGUCUCAGACUCUGAGGAAGAGGAUGAAGAAGAGGAAGAAGGUGGCAACGAAAAGGUAGAUCUGAAGAGCAUCGCUACCGGCUUCGAGUGCAAACUGUGCGACUUCACGUCCACCAAGCCUAACCAAAUGAAAAAACAUUUAAAGGAAUUGCAUGGCCAAAAGCGGCCCCGCAUAUAUAACUGCUUGAAGUGUGCCAAGGGAUUUGGUGUACUAAAAUCUUUAAAGGCACAUCUGUUGACACAUGGCAUUAUCGAGGAAAAGGAUGAGAAACAAGCUGCUUCCGAUCCACAGCUGGCAGUCUUAACUGCCCUAAAGCCAAAGCAAAAGCCGCUAGAUGCUGUCGCUAAAAACGAAUAUACUUUUGCCGUCACAGACACCAACUCGUCGACACCAAAACCCGCCGGGCAGCCGGUUCAGCCAGAGAUGCAGUCCACCAAGUAUCAGUGCGAAUUAUGCCAACUUGAAGUGGACGAAGGUAAGUUGUUACAUGAUCAUUUAAAGACUGUGCACAACAUCGACCGUCCCAAGGUAUUCAAAUGCGAAGCGUGCAACAGUUACUUUAUGUACAAAAAAACAAUGGAUCGCCACUUUAAAGUCAAACAUAUCGACGGUCAUGGGACAGAGGCUACCAAAAAAGAAUCGCCGGUUAAAAUUAAGAUUCGACGCAAAACUGUGUCAAUCGAACGCAGCCCAGCUAAAACUAUGAAAGCCGGCAGCACACCAUUGCCAGUAAAAAUUGCAGCCAGGCGCAAGACUGUAGCGGCAGAGUUGAAUAAAGGUAAUGAGGCAGCUGCCCAGAUAAUGUUGAACUCGCCAGUUAUAAUUCCGAAAAAAGAAGCAGAAAAAAACGACUACCUUAUUGAUGAAGCCAUCGUUGAAGUCCUUGACGAACUUAUAGAGGAUGUACCAAUGCCAAACGAGAGCAAAUCCAAUAAUGAUGCAAUUGCAAUUGUCGCAGACGAAUCAAAGAAGAUUAAGAAACCAACACAAGUGCUCAAACAGUCGUUUGACUCGCUGUUGGAGUCACCUAUCAAAAAUAAAUCCAAAACUAAGUCCAUGCAAGCCCCAGCCACGCCCACCCAGCAAAACAGCGUGGACUCGACACAGAUCAGCAAAAAGAGUAAGGCCAAAAAAGAUUUUGAUGCACUAGACUCAUCACAAGCUACAGAGAAUGAUAUAAACUUAUCAGAGACCAUGAAUGGAUCACCAAAGAAAUCGAGGAAGCGCAAGCAACGAGAGGAGGAGUCAUCACAUGCGGAUACGGCCGAUGAGGUUCAAGUGUCCCUCACUGCUGAGCUGAAGCCGCUGAAUAAUUCUAAGGCAGGCAAAUUGAAAGUGGGAGAUGUCAUUGAUCUGAUCGAUGAGAUCAAUCCCAAUGUCAAGCCACUCAAGCGCAUAAAACACGACUCACUGGAAUCGGAGCUGAGCUGCAACAUCUGCAGCAAGGUCGUUGGCUCCCGCAAGCGUCUCGAUUCGCAUAUCCGUAAGAAGCAUACCAUACAACUGACCUGUCCCAAUUGCAAGGGCACCUACGCCGACAACUUGGAGUACGUUAAACACUUCUCCUUCUGCAAUGCAGUCGAUGGUCUGCCGUGCGGCAUUAAGAACUGUGAAAAGGUUUUCGCUGCGGCAAAUUUCUUGAGCUCCCACUUGAAUAAGAAGCACAAGGGUUCCAAAUAAUUAAGAUCUUAUAUCACAUCAGUUCAGCUGGCCUUAGAGAUGCCCCAUUGACUGAAUAUUUUAUUUUGUAAUUUCUGUUUAAGGAAAAUGAAAUCAUUUGUAACGAGUACAAAACCUUAAAUGAGCCGACACAACUAUCAGCUAAAUGGAGACAUUCAAAUUAUGGAAAUAUAUUUUUAGUUUUUUUUGUUUAAAUAUAUAUAUAUAUAUUGUUCCGACUUUCAUGUAACAAUAAGCGCAAAUGUAGUUUACAAGAAGGAAAACCAACUAUGAUUUGA
This is a messenger RNA of Drosophila navojoa, 2663 nucleotides long. It is a transcript of the gene indra, whose product is annotated as zinc finger protein indra. The record is from RefSeq and is a predicted model, not a curated record. Lineage: Eukaryota; Metazoa; Arthropoda; Insecta; Diptera; Drosophilidae.